CAGCUGUGUGAUGGGUUUAUGCCAAUGUGAUUUUCCUUGUGGAAAAGGCCAGGCCACAGGAGGAUGAACAGGGCUCUCCAUGGAGGUGCCUUGUCCUGGCCCCAGGCAGGUAUCUUGAUUUCUCCAUCUAGAGUCCCAGUCAGCCCAUAAAAUCCAUUACUCCCCUCCUAUCUGCCUAAAUGCCCCCAGCUUUAGCCUAUACCUACCAAAAGAAGCCUAUGAUAUCAACCUCUAGGCUUUAAAAUAAACCUGUUGUUGAUGUGCUGACAAUAUUAUUAGGCACAUGUAAGGAAAUAAAUAAAAUGUUUGUAUCUUUUAUUUUUACAGAGGUCUCUGUAAUCCUCUUUAACUAGAGUUGUUUAAAAAAAAUCCCAUCUUUUCUUUAAAAUCAAAUGGAAGCCUAUUCUUAUUGAAAUGAGGUGCAUAAAUCAUUCUGCCAGGACAAGUUGUUCAGAUCUGAUCAUCACAAUAAAAUAAUAAUAAUCUGCUAUAUAGAAAUUAGUGUGAGCACACAUUUUCUACUGUGAGGGGCAAUAGUGAUCUACAGCAAGAAAAAAUUCUCUGCUGGGAUCCUUUUUAAUAAAGAGAAGCAGCAAGCCACUGGAGAGGUGUUAAAAACAUAGCACAUCUUAGUCACAGGGUUUAAAGCUGAAUUCCAACAAAAGAGAUCUUAAGGAAUUGUUUUGUGUUCCUCUAAGUAAAAUCUGUUUGCACCACACAUAUUUCAUAACCAUUUAGAGAGUUUUACUGACAAAUAGAUUGAUAUUAAUAUUUUAAAUUAAUGUAUAACUAAGAGUCCUUGAUUUUUCUCAAUGAUAAAUAAUCCAGCAGUUCAGUAGAUGAUGAAUGUCCCUACUCUGAGAAACUUGAGAGCUGGCACUCUGAGGAAAAUGCAUAAUGCAGCUGCCACUGAAACUGGGAGCUGAAUUCAGUGCAGGAUUUAAGAGCCUACAUCCAAAACUGCAGUCCAGCUGCCCUCACUUCUCUCUCCCUCAGUUAUACACAUCUCUGUGUGAUCAGGAAGGUCUUGCAGCAUUUGUGUUUGCUUUCUUCAGUGCUCACACGCAGUCAGUGCCUGCUGAGGGCAGCCCAGUGCCUUUGGGAAAGUUUGUCUGCAGCAGUCAAGAGCACAGCAUCCAGUCUGAAUCUGCGCUUGUAUCAGAAAAUAUCAACUUUUUAAACUACAUCUGCAAUGAUUUGUGUUAUCCACAUCAGGUCUCUCUGCGAGUGAGCCUGGCUGGCCAGUUUGCCCCGUGGUGGCCAUGCAGUGUUUCUGCUCAGAGGUGGUGAUGGGCUCCAGCACUCAUCUCUGAGUGAGAGACCAAAGAUGUGCUCAAGCACCAGCUCUCCCCACUCCACCCUUACACAGUUUUCUAAUGCACGAGUCUCAGCUUGUGACAAAAUGUCCCUUCUGGGUCUGAGCAUGAGCUGAGAGCAGCUUUUAGAGGCACAGAGGAUGGUUCCGAGGUGAUGCUUUGCUUCUCUGCCCUAAGUGCCUUGAUGUGCUGGAGCAGCAUUGGGCUGGAGCUGCAGCCCUGCUCCUGCCCUGCUGAGCCGGGUGUGCGAGUUCCUGGGAAGUCGUGACUCCCCUCCCUCCGAGCAGCAUCAGUCUGCUCCCAGCUCCCUCCUCCUCUCCUGAAAAAGGGCACAGCUCCAGUGCCUGAGGAGCCCUCCCCCAAGGAAACACCAUGAGGGAGUGGGAAGGGAGGGAUGCCCCCAGCUCUGAGCAGCAGGAGAGGAGCUGCAACAUCCCUGCAGCCCUGCAAUUAGCAGCGACCGGCUGAUGCAGCCCCAGCAGCCGCUGGACCAGCGCUGGCAGCCCAGGUUUCCUCAGCAUGAACCUGGGAGAUGCAGUAGCUCAGCCUGUAUUCACCCUUCAGGGAGUACACCCUCGAAAAUUAUGAUUUGUAAUUAGAGCUCUAAACCAUACACCAUACCUGUGAGAUAGUACAGUUGUUUGAUUUCUUCUCCUUUAAAAAGCCCUUUGGAUUUAUUCCCUUUCUUAGCCCCUGAAAAGCAAUUUAUAACAUUCUUAUUUUCUAGCUCUUGAUUACAAUGAGGGCAAGCUCUCUGGCCAAAUAGAGUUUAGUUUGUUUAACACACAUUUUGAUAAAUGUGUUAACAAAAUUGCAAUCAAAAGCGUAUUUUGUUAAUGCACUCUUCAGAAAUUCUCUUCCCCUUCUUAGCACAUCUUCGCGUACAAAGCCAGGACUAAAACCUAACUUUUGGAUCUCUUAAUUCAGUGUUGUAAUAGGGUAUAAAGCAACAGAGCCUUCAUAAUCUUGGAUCUAUAGUCUUCUCUUUAAAUUCUGUUCUGCACAACAGAAAGCAAAAGCCAGGGCUCUGUAGGAAACUUACAGAAGGAUAGCAGCUUAAAAAUAAAUAAUGACCUUGAUGAUCUGUUUUUUAGGUUUUCUGCUCAUUUUCCUUCAGGCAGAAGAAUUGCCUUUUAAAAUCUAAAGUGUUAUGGAGAGGUUGUUUCAAAGGCAUAAGUGGUGAGACGGAAUGCCAAGAGAAAUUAGAAACUGGUCUAAUAUUCUGCUAGAACUUGUCUGAUAGGGCAGAGAGUCAGAGCUUGUUCCUAAGCAUCUCCCCUCUACUGCUCAGCUGAAGUAACCUGGGCUUCAGAGUAGAAGCUUUGACAGAACCAAAGUCCUACCAAGGAAACUGGGUAAUAUGCUAUAUUUUACCCCAGCUCUGCAUUUAUUGCAAGUAACCAAGUGCAGUGGGGAAAUUUCUUGUUAAAGAAACCAAUUGUAACAAGGAGUCCCAUUGAAUGAAGAGCCAGAUUAAAUGGUUGGGAUGAGAUUUGCAAGCUUAUUCCACCUCUUGUUUCCAUGUAGAUGAAUGCUCAAACUCAACUCAAUAAAUGCUCAAAAUUACGAAGAGCAUGCAGGAUUCAUAGGAUUCAUGGAUAAGACAGGAGCCUUCUGGUCCUCUUCCUGAGACAUUUCCCAUUUUGAGGGACCACUCAAAGUGAGAAUGGGGAUCUCUACAAAGAAGCUUGAUGUUCUUGUUUUUAAGGUACUCAUGUCAUGUUCCUAUCCUGAAGGAGUGGCUUUUCUAUAAAGGCUGGCAGGAAUCAAUACACAGCCACUCUUCUGCCUCUCUGAUGCGAGGGAAUCCUCGAGGACCUGCCUACCCCAGCCCUGCAGCUGGUUGAAACUGCAGUGUCACAAAGCAACUGGGGUGGGCCAAGAUCCAGCACUCACUCAUGGAUGAGAUGAGCUGAUACAGAAAGAUAUCAUUUUUCUUUGCCAUACAUAUGAUAGUCCUGUUUUCCAACCCUGCAAUUUCAAAAUUGUGUAAUUGUCAUAUAAUGGUAAUCAUGGUUGUUACACUGUGUUAUGUCUAGGGGGAAAAAAGGGGUAGGAAAUUUGUUCUGUGUGAAACUACCAGAUUAAGGUAUACAGCAGACACACGAGCUUGUAUCUACAUUAAUUUACCCACUUGACUACAUCUUAAAUUUUAUAUCUGUUCUAUCAUCCUCUUAAUUAAGCCCUGAGUAAUUUAAAGCUUUGAGGUGGACUACUGUUUUAUUUCUAGCUGUGGUGCAUGGAAGUGUGAUUCAUACGUGUGAAUAAAAAUAGAUGAGGACAGACCUUCCCCAGUGUAAACUGUUACAGCUCCAGAGAUUUGUCUCUCAGAGAGGAGACAGGAGAAGUGGCCCAGAGAUUUUUGUCAUGGUUUUAGGACCAGGUUUGUUACUUAUACAUGGCAGAAGUACAGGACCACUCAGAAGGUGCAUCAGGGCUGAAGCUUUGAAUUAAUCCCAUUUCCUGUUUGUUCCUAUCUAAAGGCAGAUGAAUGAUGAGGUAAACACAGAGAAACUCUCACAAUGGAGAAAUUAAAUACAUCCUGCUGAAGAAACAAGGUGAGGAGGGCUACUGAAGAAACUAGCACCUCCCUUUAGCAAAUUUCUCACUUCAUGUAAAAAUAGCCUGUGCUCAGGUGUGUGGUCAGUGGGGAGCUCUCUGCCAGGGCAGCUUCAGCACAUUAAUCACCUACCUUUGAUAUCCAGAUACAAAGUCCAGCUCUUGUAGGCACCCCAGAAUGUUAUGGCACUGAGUCUAUAAACUAAAAAAUGUGUUUUGCUGUUCCAGACAAUGUUGAUCUACUGAGUUUUGAAACAAACAGAUCUAUUGCUAUGUGAAACUCCUUCUGUGGCACUGAAUAGAAGCAUAAUUACCAAAGAUUUGAAAUCAACUUCCAGCUGAAAACCUGCCACAAUAUGCUUGUAUUUCAUAACUAAACCUUUCCCUUCAGUCCGUGCUGGCAGUGGCAAAUUUCUGCCUCUUGCUAAUGCCUAAUGAGCAAAGCCUAUUAUCAGCAUGGCUGGACUACAAUUUGGGGUAAAAUUCAGAAUAUAACCCUUCAUUAUGAGAAUGGUUCUGGUGAAAAAUUAUAUCCAAGUAUAUAAAUGAUAUCUAAAUAUUUCCAAAACCUGUUCUUUCAUUUUAUAAAUAGUAAUAAAUUAAAUCAGAAGCAAGAUACCAAGGAUACCUCAGUUACAGCUGUACUAUGCAAUGCCCUUCAUGAGUUUAGGAUGAAAAUACUACAUUUAUCUUUCUGAGUGGCAGGAAAUUUAUAAUCAAAAUCUUUAAGUUAAUUUAAAGAGUGGGAUCACUUCCAGAAUAUGUUUCUCUGAUGGUAUCUUCUGCAUACACCUGCCCUGAUAAAAUACUGCUUUUCACCUUCACAAAAUCUCAGUUAAUUCCUUGGGUUCAUUCUCUUUUUCCAUGUCAUACAGUUGAGGUGGGAGCACAAAACCCAAUUCUGGUAGCAGAAAACCUAAAACUAUAUUUUAACAAUCAGAAUAUGCUGAUUAUAUAAAUUAGUAAGUGGGUAGUGGCAAGUUCUCCCUGAACAUAAGGAAGAACUUUAUUAUGAGGGUGGCUGAGCAGUGAAAGAGUUUGCCCAGAGAAGUUGUACAGUCUCCUUCUGUGGAGAUAUUCAAAAGCUGUCUGAACAUAAUCCUGAGUAAUUGCUGUAGCAUAACCUGCCUGAGCAGGAGGUAGGACUAAAUGACCUCGAUUGGUCCCUUCCAACCAUCCCCAUGUUGUGAUUCUGUGUUAAAAAAAAAAAAAAAGAAAAAGAAAAAAAAAUAUUUGAAAAUUCUCUUUCAUAUCUAAAGUGUUUGCAGCACUUUUGGCAAAUCUAUGUGCUCAGUGGAAGCUAAAUAUUGAAAGAAAGAAAAACAGGUUUUUUGGUGCUUUUUUAAAACUGGGUUUAUUUUUUUCCUUAUAUCUGUCCUCUGAUGGGUUUUUUUCUCUUUUAGUAAGGGAUGAAAAAAUAGACAAAGGGGUAAAAAAGAAAGAGGGAAAUAAGGCUAAGCAAAAAUAGGAGGACUUUUACCACUAAAAAUUCAGAAGCAAAUUUCUAAGACUCCCUGCAUUAAGAAAAAAAAUGGAACAUUUUUAUAAGAGCCUGAAGAACAAAAAAAUAGUUCAAUUUUGUUGUUUUUCCUCAUUUUCAGGUUGGCUCUACUACAAAGAAAAUGAGAAAACUGUCAUUAUUAUCAUUAAUCUGGUUCCAUUCAGCCAUGCUGUUUAUCUACAGCAGACCAAGUAAUGCAAAGGGAAGGCACAAUGCCUUUAUAUUAUUAUCUCCUCUAAAUAUGCAAGAGUUUAUGAAUAAACUAUUUAUCAGCUUUCUUUGUGACCAGCUCUGAAUUUUCUUUAAAUUUACAUUAUUAUUACUUGUGAAGCACCUUCCACUUUGACUACAGCUUAUUUUCUCCUGCUUCCAUAUGAUCAAAGUGUCUAAUGCAAAGGACCUUCUUCUGCUCUGCCAGAAUAUGUCAGAGUUUGCCAGCUAUGCCAUGGAAGGAGGAUGGAGCAGCAUCGUAUGUGAGAUUAAUGUUAUGCUACAGAUUGGUAUAAAGAAAUGAAAAUUAAGUUAGAAAGUCCAGUAGCGUGGCCUGGAUUACAUUAAAUUAGGACAAUUUUCAAUUUAAAAUUUUCUUACUUUAAGAUACAACAUUAAAAUUCUUUCUGUCUGCACUGUGUCUCAUUUCAGACAAUUUUCUUUCCAUUCAUCUUGUCUACUACCAUGUAAAUAUGUUUUCAAAGUUAUUCUUCCUUUCCCAGUGGUUUUUGCUGGCAUUGCUUACAUUCUAUGUGUUUUGUCACUCUUCAUUUUUGUUCUCUCCUUCCUCAGUCAGGUGUUUGAACAAGAGACGACAGCGUUCAAGUUUUCUCUGGGGAUAUAAGGUAGAAGAGAUAAAAUCAAAAGUUGGGUCAUGUCAUGAUAUACAUUUAUUGAGACAAAAACAUCUGUAUCCUAAAAGAGUGUAUGUUUGUAGAUGUAUUUUUAAACUAAUGACUCACUGGAUGUGUUGCAGUUUUUAAUGGGGCAUGAGUAAUGCCUGGGAGUCUGUAUUUAAAUGUGAGGGAAAUCUUGACAUUUUUAAAGGGAAUUCUCUGGUGUUGUUUCUAUGGUAACUUUUCUAAGGGGAUGACAUUUUUUCAUUUGAUUUUUAAUUGUGAUCAACAGUAGAGUAACUAAAAUAUUGAACAUAAAAGAAAAGAAAUUACGUUUGUUAUAAGCCCUUUCAGACCAGCAGGGGACCAAGGCAGGGGUUGCACCUCACUGGGGGCUAAAAGAACUUUCUGUGGUUCAUGGACUUGACUUGGGGUUUUGGAGGCAGGGGGGCAGGGUGAAAGGCACAAGCAUGUUUUGGGGAACAUAGAUAGUGAGGUUACAGCCCAGAAAUCCCCAGUAGUGCCAGUGAAGCUUAGUGAAAACAGGUUAAUCAAUCCCAAAGAUUUACGUAGCAAGAGAAACAAAACUAUUAAAACCAGUGAAUCAGCGAUAAUGACAUAGGAACAUGAAGGCCUUAAUCUUCACACACCCUUUCCUCAAAAGCAUCUUCUCAAUUUCCUUAAAGAGCUGAACAGUAGAAUUUUAAAAUUAAUUUUAUUAAUUAAUAAUAAAGCUACAACUCUUAAAACUUCCUGUAGGUGUAUGUUUUAAAACAAUGCAAUACUUUCAGGCAUAGUUUCCUUUUACCUGUGAAGUCAGACCUUAAAAUGCUUUUUUCCUGCAAGCAGGGCUAGGUAGUAGGAAAAGGUGCAAGCUUUGGUUGUGGCACACAUCUCCUGGCCUCUGAGGUGCCUCUGGGAGAGUUGCACUUUCAUGCACCAAACAAUUGAUCCAGGCACCAAGCUUGUAGCUCUUCCCUGGGUAUAUUUAAAAUCUGUCCUGAGAUCUCCAUGGUGCCCUCAGGAGCUCUGAGGCCGGGACCAGAGGGAGGCUGGAAGGACUUCCAGAUAAAAAGUUUCCAUAAGUACAUAAGAUUUUACAUAAGUAAAUUAAUUUCAUUAAUUUCCUUGAUUUUACAACAAAAUGUAACUCAUAGAACUUAGGAGCAGCUGUGUUGGAGACUGUCUAAUUCAUUGUGGAAAACUAAAUUCUGUACAUAGCUUUGGAUGCUAAAUCCCCAAAUUUUCCUGAGCUCUGUGUCUGAAUGGGCUGCAUCAUAAGUAUUACUGACAAUUUAAACUUUGAUAUUGAAUUAAGAGAAGUCUUUAAAAUGUAUUGAAAAACUUUUUGUACAAAGUUAUCAUACGCAGAGUGAUUAAAAGGAGGGAAGAGACAAGAAGGUCUUUCUUUCAAAGGACUGAGCAAAUCAACAAAAAAAAGUGAUAAACAGAACAUCUUCUCAGAAAUUCUGGCUUUCCCUCUGCAAUUAGUGUUGCAUGAGAGGCUUGUCAGUGCACGUCUGCUCAGGCUUUGACAUGACCCUCCACUCCUGGCCCUUCUGAAGCUCUGACAAAGUUAUGGGAAUACACUCUUGGUGUCACUUGUAAGACCAAAGCUGAAGAUGAAAGCUUCUGUUUGUAUAAAUUGCACCAUUGUUCUUCUUCUUCCACUUAAAAAAAGGAGACUUCAUGAUAAUCAUUUCAAGCACCAAGUGUCUGAGUCUGGGUAAAAACCCAGGGACCAUACCUACAUCUGCUGGAGACUGACAUACCUGUGUCAGUAAAGCAAUGAUUCUAAAGUCUUACUGGUUUAACUGGAAUUUUGAAUUUGAACUCUGUUUUGAAAUCAAUUGAAAAGCUCUGCUGGGAGUGUGUGCAUGCCUCAUUAAGUGGAAAACAUAGGAUAGGUGCUUUUUCAACAACCUUUCUGAUUUCAUAUUUAAUCUGAAGCUACAUAUAUAAAGCACAUAUUUUUAAAAUGACUAUGUGACACAUUUAUGCUAGCACACUAUCAUUAGCAUGCUAUCACACAUGAUUGUUUAUCUAGGUUUUAUAGCUUGUGCUUGCAUAAACUGAUGCUGUCGCCUUCUUUUUUUCUGCAGUCAGAAAAGGCAAAAUUUUUCAAUGUUCUCAAAUACUCGUAUGACUCAGAGAAGAAAGGAACUUUCUGAAAGUUAUGUAGUCUCUAUCCUCCUUCCUAUAAGUGUCAGGAUCUUCCUUCUCUUUUUAGUAAGUGUUAAUAUUUUCAGCAUUCUAGUUAUAUUACAAAUGCCACAGACAUAAUGCCCACUUGCUUUAUUGGCUAAGGGCCUGCUUCCAGCGAAGAAGGGACAUUUUGUCAUUUCUUCAGUAGGAGGAGAAAAAGAGGAAAACCCUGGUAAAUUGCUUUCUAAAAUAGAGAAGUGGGGUGUGAGUGGAGGUGGUGUCUUUAUUAGAUACAGUGCAAGUACAUUUAGGAUUUUAUUGGGUGUCUGCCAUCUUUGCCAAAUUAUCCAUUGAAGCCCAGCUCCAGGACCAGUAUUGCUGGUGAUAUUUUUAAUGCUGCUCAGACUUCUGCUGUUUCUGUGUAUCAUAACAUAAAAUCAAGGCUUUUAUCAGGGACCCUAAAGCAAUGGUAGCAGCAACUAGAAAUCAAAAAUAAAGUGGAGUUCUGCCAGUAAAUGAACUUCAAUUGGCCAGACAGUGUCCUGCAAUUCUAAUUUUUCUCAGAACUUUGUAUACCAGUUUAAAUGCUGUCUCCAUCCAUUUUCAUAGACGGCAUUGCUGAAUAUUCCACAGAGAUGGUUCUCUGCAGUCAGAAUUGGAAGAUCAGUGCCAAAAGAAACUCAAUGGGACUGUAUGAAGCACAUAAGAACUUUGUAAACUGUCUGCUUCAGAACUUUAAACUAUUUAUAAAAGCAUUUUAUUAAUUUAAAUUUAUAAUGCAAACAAUUUAAAGCUAAUAAAAAUGUUCUAACAUCAGAUUGAGGUAGGUUGGAAGUGAAUUUCGAUCAAUAUAAUGAAGGACAAUUUUCUAACGUAAUCUAUGUUUGUCCUGAGGCUACCAGUAUUAGGAGAUAAGAUAGAAAGAGCAAUAUCUGUGUCAAAGGCAGAAAAAACACAUCUGAUUUCAAUUCUCCUUCAGAUUUGCAGCACUAGCUACUAUUCUGAAAAUACUUUUUCAUAGUUAAACUGUACUAGUUUGUUUUCAUCUCAGGAAAGAAGAAACAAACACCCUUUCCGCAGCACUUUAACAAAGUAAACUGCUGAUGUUACAGUAGAGAAAACUGAUACCUCACAGUUCUCUGAAUUCUUGGCACAUACUGUACUGAUGUAUAAAAGGAGUCCAGCAUUUCAAUGAUAGCCACAUUUUGUUAUAACAAGAUCACAGUGGAAAAUCAUGCAUUUCUCCUCAUGUUUUGCCAUUAAACAUGUUUUAAGUUGGCAUUUUUAUAGAAGCUUCUUAACCAGGCUUUCAUAAUAAUAGUGUUGAGUCCCAUGUUAAAACAGAUUAAUAUUUAUAUCUAUAUUCUGUGAAUAUAAACCUAAUCACAAUGGAAUUAAAGUUUGAAUGGUGCAAAUUUUUUUUGUGAAAUACCAAUUUACAUAAAGCCUCACUCUGAAAACAUUUGCUACUGUGUUCCAGGUGCUAUUAGGAUUGGUUCUGUUGAUUUGUAUUUAAUUUCUUAAAAUGAAGAAUGCAGGAUUGGGUCCUACAAAAACACUCAAAAUGUUCUGUAUAAUGUACAGGUUACAAAACACCUGCUGUGACUCCUAAGGUAUUUUGAAACUUUGUCUUCAAUAUUUAGUUCUUCUUCAGCUGAUGCUGCUCCUCAAAUAUUUGAAGGAUAGAAUUAUUACUGAAUUAGGUAGAAUUACACUUAUUUUUUAAUGUAGCUACUAACAAGACUCCUCUCCCUUGUCCUGUGCUUUAUCUUAAGAAAGAGGUGCACCUGCAAAUCUAGAACACAUCAGCUUUAAUUAAAUUGAUUAUUAAAAAUUGAAUUUAUCCACUGGUCUUGUAGUAUUUUGUUAGUGGAUGCGAGAGAUCUAAGAGCUUUUGGGCUCUUAGAAAAAUGUAAUACAGUAAAAUCUUCAUUUGUUUAAAAAUGUCCAUAAAUGCAUCCAGUUUUAUCUCACUAAUUACCUUUAUAAGCAAUACUUGAUCAGGAUGCCACUUUUACAGGGCUACAUCAGCCUCCUGGAAGACUGAACUGACCUUUUCAGACUGUUGGACCUCACUUCACUAAUGGGAACCCCCAAACAUUUCUGCAUAUUUUUCCUAUUUAAAAAUAAACAGUCAAGAGCCAAUGUGAACAGAGAACUAAUCAAUAGGAAAAUUUGCAUCCGAGUUUGUUUUGAUGAAGCACAGAACUAUUUUAUUUAUUGAAACUGUAUUAAUGUAAUUAAAAUAAAUGGAAAAUGCACUCUUUACUUAAUUAAUAUUUUAAGCUGUCUCUGAAGAAUAGUAUGCAGCUUGAAUUUAGUUAUCAUUUUUAAACUGCAAGACAGAUUAAUUAGAUUCAAAUCUUAGGCAGAAUGAAAUAAUUUCUUAAUAAACCUAAGAGCUCUAGAAUUUACUAGUAGAAUGUGUCUGUUGUUGAUCUUCACAGAUGAGCACGAGAAGAUAAGACAUAAAACUCAAUGGAGUAUAGUGGUUAAAAUUCUGCUAACUCUGCUUUUAAAUUAUGGUCCCAGGUGUUGGUUUUAUUUAUAAGAAUGGUGUAGUGUUUUCAAGACAUGGGAGUUCUGCCUCUUUCUUAAUACAUGUAUCCCUAAAGUUAAAGUAAUUUAAAUGCAGGUGGUAUAGGUAGUUAAUAUUUGGAAAAAAUGUUUUGUUCAUCAGAAUGAAGGAAAUUCAACUUUGAUUUCAGUAUCCACAUAAACAGAAAAUCUAUGGAAAAUCCUCCACAACAUAUUUGGAUCUGUAUUUAAUGAGCAAGGCUCCAAAGGAUAACUUAUAAACAAAACAACAAAUGAGAUUAAAUGGUGUUUUAGCUUUAUCAUACAUGCUUUAAAAGAAUGAAAAUCUAUUUCAUGCUGUGCAUUGUGCAUGCAUUUGCAGAAUGAAGUGGCUAAACCUAGAAGUGAAAACAGAUCUGUAAUCAGAAAUCAAGGAAAAUGGUCAGUGUGGUUUUCAGUGCUCAGUUAUGAAGAACAGAUUUUUGGGGAGUCCUGAAAAACAUUGGUGGUUCUCAGGCAAGAGUUUUGUUCUGUGCAAAAUGGGAAUAUGUUUCAGCAUCAUUCUCACUAAAAUUGCAAGAUUUAGAAUAUUUUGAGUUUAGGCAUAGUUCAAACACAGCUCUUGAAUUCGGAUGAAUGUUAAUGUGAAUCUUCAAAAUACCGGUAUUUUUAGAUGCGCUAAACCCAAAGAAACUGUCUCAAAGUCAUUUAUACUUUCAAUGUCAACUUUUUUUCUGAGAAAAAGACAUGAAACUUUCUAGAAAUUUUAUAAUAAAAUGCUGCUGAUGACAGGGUUUUUUUGUUUUCCCAUUUUUUAAUUAAUUAAAUCAUAUGAGAAAAUUUAUCAGUAAGUCAAUUCACUGAUAUGUGACCAACAGUUCUAUAGAUGCUUUUAAAACAGAUUUUAAAUUAAAAUGAGUAAACAAUUGAAAAUUAUUUCUUCUAUCUCUCAACAUCUUCUACACUUGUAAUGAAUAACACGUUAAACAAUCUAUGUUUAAAUGAUUUCUCCCUGUGACGUAACCCUCACAAGUAUCUAUCAUUGCUUCAAAGGUCAUAUUUAGAAUGGGAUAAAAGUAAUGAAAAUUACAUAAACGUGAAAAGUUUUUUAAAUUUCACCACAAAUUCUUCAAAAUCUUACUGUUAAAAAAAAAAUAUGUGUUUUAACAAGUAUUUUGCUGUCUCUGGACACUUGGCCGGUCAAAUUCAUGUUGAACCCAUUCAGCACCUGACAAUUCUGAAAAGAUCCAAUAUUUUUUCCAGGAAAUGUUAAUGAAUAUAUUUUUAAAUACUAAAUACAAACUACAAAGCUAAUGGAAGUAUUUAUCAGUUUCAGACAGUUCAUUAGAAGGACCAAUAUGCAAACACACGUGUCCUUUUAAUGAAAUCACUUGGCGGGUUCAUUUAUCUUUCAACUUAAGGAAUGCAGGUUAGUGAGGAGAUUAUGUAUGCUCUGUUUUUUCCGGGGACAGGAGAAUAUCAGAGGAGAGGGUCCUCUAAGGAUGACAGACUGACAGAGCAAUGCUUUCAGACCAAGCACUACAAACGUGGCUGAGAAAAUGUUUGGAGAAGCCAAAUUUAUUUUUUUUAAAUCUUUGGGAACGUGAAGGAUUUUGCAUGAGCAGAAGCCAGGUGAGGAGUACUUCUCCUGCCUGGAAACCUUCUUUUCAGAAACGGUGGUGAUGUAAAGAGCAUCUUCCUUGCCCUGGGAUGGGAAGGCUGGGUGUGGGGCUGUGAGUGGGGGUAAGCCCAUGGCAAAACCACUCUGCACUUUCUGGACACGGCAGAACGAUCCUGUACAGGGGAUGGUGAUGACAUUUCUGUGCUGUCCUGCAAGUUUAAGUGAAGUGUCGCUCUGAGGCGAGGCGAGGAUGCUCUGAGAACUCAGGCUGCCCUUGCCCUUCCUUUGGCACCCCGCACGGGUGCGUGUCCUUUACCCAGGUGCUGGCUACCGUGGGGUGCUGGAAGGAUGAAUACUGUCCAGAGGAAAGGGGGGCAAAGGAAUUGCCACACGGCGCUAAUGCGGUGUCCGGGACACCCGUGAAGAGCCAGGGCCGCUCGUUCCAGCCGGGAAGGCAAAACCCGCCGGGGCCGGGCAGGCGGCAGUGGCCGAGCCUCAGACGGCUGCCGGGACAGCAGGGGUGUGGGGUAAGGGUGGCCAUGCCGUGCCGUGCCGUGCCGUGCCAUGCCGUGCCGUGCCGUGCCGUGCCGUCCCUCACACUGCCUCCUCCGCUCCGUCCCACCGCGGGGGUCGCUCCGGGCGGGGGUUCCUGCCGAGGGAGGUGUGUGCCGCUGCCCGGCUCAGGACAGCUCUGCCCGGGAGCAGCCGCCGCCCUCGGGCCGGGGCAGGCCGGGGCACAGGCGGCGUGGGGGCGGGACGGCUGGGGAGGAGAAGGGGAAGGGAAAGGGGAAAGGGAAGAGGAAGGGAAAGGGAAAGGACUGCCCGCCUCCACGGACAGAGGAGAGCCGGCUCUGCCCUGCCUGCCAUCCCCAGCCGCAGUGACAGCGGGAAACAAUGGGGACAGGGAAGCGGGAGGGCUGUCCAUCGGCGGGGGAAGGGAGACCGAAGGGACCUGCCACCCGCGCCCGGCAGCCCUCCUGCCGCUCCCCGCCCGCUCCCGUCCCGCUCCCGCAGCCGGGACACUUCGUGGGCAGAUGCUGGGGUUUCGGGAGGGGAGGGGGUGCGCAGCGUGUCUGCCAGCGGCAGGCGGGAAUCUGAGGAGCUGGGGAAGACUGCAGGGUCCGUUUCAUUACAAGGGUCGGUGCUGCCCCGGGCCCCUGGGCCCUGGCUGGGGGUUACGGGUGCGCAGUGCCGGGCACGGCACGGUCCCGCUCGCCCGCGCCGGCUCCGAGCGCUGCCUCUCGCUAUUUAUCGAACUGGACUUCGUUACUGUCCCGGGGCUGGUCGGAACACACUCCUUCCUGAUUUCGUGUGUCAUUUGGAGAACGAGGACGAGAGGGGAGAAAGUUUGGAUCUUCUUUGCUUGGCAAUGUGUGGAUUUUUUUUUUUUUUUUUUUUUUUUUUUUUUUUUGAGGAAAGUCUUUUCAGGAAGAAGCGUUGUGGGCUCCUUUGCCGUAUUGUGAUGCAAAUGAUUUGUAGCUUUUUCUCGCUGUCCUUGAUUGAUUUUAUUUUUGGCUUUCUGUCAUUGUUCUACCCUCCACUUCCAUCUUGGAAGACAGGCACCAAGAAAAUAAUAAUAAUAAUAAAAAAGAAAAUAAAAAGAAAAAGAUGGGGGAGGGUGCGCGUAAAAAAUCAACCAAAAGGGAAAAAAAAAAAAAAAACCACAAAAAAACCCCGCACAUCCACAACAGAAACCCCAAACAGCUUCUCCAAAUGAGUGACACAGCCCGUGUCCAUUCAUCGUCGCACUCCGGCGAAGGGUUUCUGCACAGCCCAGACCUCCUUAGCCAAUUGCUGCCAGCAACAUGUGGAGGGGAGGCAUCGCUAUAGCAACCGGUGGAUGGGCCAUGUGCGGCAGCCGGCAGGGGCUGCGAGCCGCCCGAUAUAAGGAGGGCAGCGCCGGGGCGCGCCGGCAUCCUCCGCCCGCGCCCCGCGGGGACCACCGGGCCGCCGGGGCCGCCGCCUGCCCCCGCCGCACCGGGAGGCGGCCGCGGGCGGCGAGGGGCGAUUGUGCUGGCCGCCGCCUUUGUCUGCGCUAAGGAGGGGCGGGGGGUGAGAGGGGGAAGUUUUGGCACCGGAGGAGGAUUGCUAGAGCCCGCCGAGGUGCGCCGACCCCUCGCAGAGAGGGGCCCGUCCCGGCACGCCGGCAGCAGCAUCAGCAUUAGAUCAGCGCUGGCGCUGCGGCUCGUGUUCCCCUUGCUAGCUGAAGACAUUUGAUUAAGCUCGGCAAUCUCUGACCGUCCUCUUGGCUCGGGCUCUGACACUCUGUGACUUAGACCUGCCGAGUCCCUCUCUUUCACGGUUUUACUCCGGCUAACAAAGCCUGGGCUGCGGAGGAAAACCUGCUUCCUGGUGCACCCACUCUGCUGCUUUGCCCUAUCUGCCCCCGAGUCCUUAGAGACGGGGAUCGAAGUUUCUUCACCGUGGUGUCUUCACUGUCUCUGCGCUCUCCUCUUCUUGCUGCCACCUCACAGGUGCACUGUGCGGCUUCGGACAGGAUGGGCCACGUUCCUCCAUCUCCGACUCACCUACCUCUUCCACAGGCAUGGAUGUGGCUGUCCGGUUUCCUGAGUUGUGUGUUAUCCCUACACUGUCUCAGUGAUGCUGUAGGCUUUUGUGCUUUACUCUUUACCUAACUGCUGACUUAAAAAAAUACCCAGAUGCUCAUGAAAAUCUUGAAGCUCAUUGAAUUUCCUCUUUCACAACCUUAUUCCUUAUCACCAUGCCACAAACUUCUUUGGGGUGCUUGGACAUUCUGGCAUUUCAGUAUUACCUUGUAGUGGGAUUCAGAAUAAUAGCUCUAAUUUCUUGUAACUCUAAUCAGAAACUUCACUUAUGUUUACCUUUAGGAAGCCAGAAGAAAAUAUCUACCAUUGAUCAAGGGAUCUUUGAACUCGGUGAAUUCUUGAUUGUAUUCAGUCAUUGUUCAUGGUAUUAAUCCUACUAAAAGGUAUAGAGACGCUCCAGAGUGCUUUGUGGUGUUGAAGGUUGUGGAAAGAUCAUUGUACCCCUACAGAUGAAUAGAUCUGUGGCUUUUGCAGUGACCUUUCUCAGUGAUUUGAAUUAAGCUGCAGUUCCCAGAAAUCCAUCUGCCUUUUGUGUUUGUCGAUUUGUCUAAUCUUUCCGACCCCUAAAAGAAGCAAAAAGUGUCUUCCCAUCCGAUUUCAUCCUCCCGAGUAAAAGCAUUAAAUUGACCUCGUUUCAGGUGAUGAACUGACAUUUGCUGAAAGUGAUCCUGGCAUCAGGUGAGCUUUCUGGGGAGAGGAGGGGGUGUGAACAGGGAGUCAGAAGGUAGCAGCCCUAGAAAUCUCUCAGUAACUCUAAAGAUAGUAUUUAAAGCACCAACAAGUAGCCUGGACCAAACAGCUUGGGAGUGCAGUGCUGAACGCAAGGGGUGUUACAUGCACAAAAGGUGAACAUCCCCAGGCCCUGCUGCCCCAGGCUAACCCGACUGGGGGCACAGUAGGGGAGGAGGCACAGCAUCUACAACUGGGGGAGAUGCUGCUUUCCCUUCUGUUUUGUUUUCUUACUUUAUAAAAGGUUAAAAAAUCUUCUCUGUAGCUUUCCUGGGGACAGAUUAUGGUAGCCAGCCUCCUCCUGACGUAAAGUGUUUCUCUGGUUUUCUAGUAACCUAUCAAAACUUAACCAGCAGAGUGUAUCAACCUAUGUCUCAGAUAACCCCUGGGAGAGGGAAAUUACUAGAAGUGAACUUAAGUUUAGAUUUAUAUAAAUGAGCAGACAUACACGGAUGUGUGUAUAUAUACAUUUGAACACACACACACAUUAUAUAUAUACACACCCACACACAUCCCUUUCUUCAUGCUUUCUAUAUAAGGAAAUAAUAUGCAUAUCCUUUAUAUUUUCAUGUAAUGUCAGUGGCUGCAACUGUUAACACAGGAUAUUCCUUAGAAAACAAACAAACAAUGAACCAAAACUUAUUUUAGAGAAGUUUAAUUUUAAGACUAAUGGUUUUCUUGUAGAGUUCUUUUUUUCUGCCUAGGUACUUUUUUCCCUCCUUGAAUGGCAUAUUUGCAAGUACAAUUUCAUCUGCACAGAGGAACAAUAGCUUUCAGUUGCACAAAGGAUUUCUCCCACCCUGAAUCCAAACCACAAUGCCUCUUGCUCUGAUAAUAGCUUCUGAAAAGAUUUUGUAAUGCACAGAAUUAAUACAUGAUUAUUUCCGCCUCACUUCUCUCAUUUAUUAGAUUCUAUAGUGAAUUCCAAAUUAAAAAUAGCACCUCUUGAGUUUCUUAACGUUCUAAUAUUUUGAAACAAAUCAUAUUCUGAAGUUCCUCUUUUUGCCCAUAUUUACUAAGAAAUCUUCAAUUUUUUAUUAUUGUUCAGAAACAAAACUGUGUAAUAUAAAUGUAAAAAACGAAGCAUGCAGAAAUUGC
Taeniopygia guttata (zebra finch) is the source of this 16880-nucleotide messenger RNA. The record is from RefSeq and is a predicted model, not a curated record. NCBI's taxonomy places the organism in Eukaryota, Metazoa, Chordata, Aves, Passeriformes, Estrildidae.